CUAUCGGAAGCCGAUGAAAAGCUCACCAAAAGAAAGAGCUGAUAGAAUGGUUCGAACAAAAGAGAGACAGAAAAGAAAGCUUGGCUGGGAACGUUGGGGCAAGGUAUUCAAGAGCAAUGUUAAGUAACUUUAUUGUAGAGUUGACUCCGGGCCCGUGCAGACGUGGGCCAUCGAGUUGAUUGAAAGUGGUUGAAGAAUAUAUCUACCGGGAUAAGUGGCCAAAGUGAUAAGUGAGUUCUCAUUGAUUCGUUGGAUUUGCAUUUUGGUGAAGGUGUUGAGAGUUGAUACACACAAACUCCCAAGCGCACACAUCGCCUUCUACAAAACCGUGCCCGAUAUACCGCUGGAUGGUGGUCUAGUUUCCUGCCGGCGGACGCGCGUCGAUCUCGUGGAGUGAGUCAACCUGAAAAGGCUUGCGCGCGUGAAAAGUGGUUCAGUGAAAGAGGAGGAUAAGCGCGCAACAGAAAACAAAACCGCUGCCCAAGCUCUCGGUGGAAUAACAUCAAACAGAGUGAUAAAGGCAAGACACGGGAAGAAACGAAUCUUGUGGAACAGACGCCAACCAAGUGAGAUCAAGCUCGGAAACACGUUAUUCCUACACAUAUAAUUAUAUAAUCAGAAUAACGAGCGUCUUAUGGAAGAAAUGGUGUAGAAGAGAAGCAUCGAAGAAAAAAAGGGAAAAGUGAUAUUUAUUAUUGAAUAACAACAUAAUUGGUGCCCGAUAUUGGUUGUGAAGCUUGGUGGGGCUGUUGCCCGUGAAGUCAGUGCUCAGAAAAGCCUUUUAAAGCUAAGUGAAUGUCAAUGUCCGCGAAGUGAUUAGACGCGUAAUUCGCAUUAAUUGAUGCAAAGCAAUCUUCCAGCGUGCAGUGAGAAGACGGACGGUGCGAUAAGAUGAAGAUGCUGUUUCUUAAAUUUAUACCGGUAAUUGCGUUACUGGUGGCGCCCAUCAGUGCUCAAGACGACUCGCUGGCUGGAAGUUUUCUGUCAGGCCUUCUUGACUCCAUAACCAGCACAGAAGAUGCCAAAGGAUGUCCAGGAGUAUGUGUGCAUACCCUUGCGACAUUGAUAUGUUACGAGGUUUUGGAGGACAUUCCUUGUCCGUCCCCGAGCAUGAGGUGUUGCGUCGAAAGCCAAGCUGCUGCGGCCAACAUUUCGACCACAACCACCAGCCGGCCAAGGCCUACAACUACACCGAAGCCAACCACCACAACUCCGAAGCCCACUACCGAGGGUAAAAUUAAGGAAAAGGAAAAGGAUAAGGACAGUAAAAACAAUUCCACAUGUCCAGGAGUUUGCGUGGCUGACAGAAUCGCGGAAUACUGCGAAGCUUACCUGAUGACACCAGGUCUUUGCAAAAGCGGUACCAAAUGUUGCGUAUCGAGGGAUAUCUACCCGGAUAAGCCUCCAGCCGAUCUGUAUGUGCCUACGGCGCACUUCGAUAGCAACAAAAAUAAGACUACCACUCCGAAGCCAUAUCCCAAGACAACGGAGAAAACAACAACCGAGGAGCCUAUAAAGUCCAAGACUAAUCCACCGCCGAAGACAGUGAAAACAACGCCUGCACCGAAGCUUAAGAUACAACCACCGCCCUCAAACCCGCAAGGAAACGGACAAAAACCUUGCGAAGGGGAAUGCGUCAAUGGACUGUUUGCGCUGUUUUGUGACGACGUAGAUAGUGAAGCAUUCUGUCCCAACGAAGGAUCAUGCUGCGUUACUGGAACGGCUGACGAUACUAAGCAUGAAAUUGUAACCACGACGAGGAGACCAAGUACGCCGCCUCCGCUACGCAGAUGUCCUGGAUUCUGUAUGCUGAACAUAAUGGCUGCGUUCUGUGAACGACCAUCGGAGAUCAUUCCACACACCUCCAACUGUAAACGAGGCUCCAUUUGCUGUGACAACACCAAGGCCCCAGUAACGAGACCAGCCCCGAAACGACCACCACCGCCUCCAACAACUACCACAACCCAAGCUCCAACCACGACGGCCGCACCUGACCCACGCGAAGAAUGUCCUGGAUCGUGCAUUGUGGGUCUGUUGAGCUUCACGUGUUUCCGAAAUGCCGAAAUGACUGACCUGUUCAAAUGUAAAAAGUCCGGUACGCAAUGCUGCGCUCCAAAGUCCAAAAUCCAGGAAGUACAAAUGGCAGCUGGCAAAAUAAAACCGAAUGACACCACGAACUAUACACCACCACCACCUCCACAGAACGUAGCUCAACCAUAUCCACCUCCACCACAACCUCUACCACCUGCACAACAGCCUCAACCUCAACCAGGCUAUGGACCUCCAGUGAUGAACAGCUACCCAGGCCCCGUAAGCAACAACAUCUACGAAGUUCCCCAGACUCAACCUCCAGUUCAUCACCUGUCUCAACCUAUUUACGAACCAUUGCCAACAACAACCACAUCCCGACCGCAGGUGUACUCCAAAUAUGUCUGCGGAGUUAAGGGAACCAGUCGAGGAGCUCGAUCGUUCCUUAGCCGGAUCGAAAUGGAACACUCUGCCUCCAGCAGUAGAAGGUCAGGCCGACACAUUGAGCUGGAAAGCAUCUACCGGUCAAAGAGCACCGAACGGUUGGUUCUUGGCCACAGCAUCGUGCCCAUUCCUAUUAUCUACAGUGAUCACAACGAUACAGUGCCGGAAGAUUUGAUUUAUCAUCCUAGUAUUUCUAGGACAAACUCAACCACUAGCAAGUACUGGAACAGCCAUCGCAAGGGUCGUGUCGUCGGCGGUGAGGACGGCGACAACGGCGAGUGGUGCUGGCAGGUCGCGCUGAUCAACUCGCUGAAUCAGUAUCUCUGCGGGGCGGCGCUAAUCGGAACGCAGUGGGUCCUCACGGCGGCGCACUGUGUCACCAACAUCGUUCGGUCUGGUGACGCGAUCUACGUUCGAGUGGGUGAUUACGACUUGACUCGAAAAUUCGGUAGUCCUGGAGCGCAGACGCUAAGAGUUGCCACCACCUAUAUUCACCACAAUCACAACAGUCAAACGUUGGAUAAUGAUAUUGCGCUGCUGAAGCUGCACGGACAAGCGGAGCUUAGGGAUGGCGUGUGUCUGGUUUGCCUUCCAGCUCGAGGGGUCAACCAUGCCGCCGGGAAGCGAUGCACGGUCACCGGUUACGGUUACAUGGGAGAAGCCGGACCAAUCCCGCUGCGGGUCCGGGAGGCGGAAAUUCCCAUCGUGAGCGAUGCCGAGUGCAUCCGGAAGGUCAAUGCAGUCACGGAGAAGAUCUUCAUUCUGCCUGCGUCGAGUUUCUGCGCCGGCGGUGAGGAAGGCAACGACGCCUGUCAGGGUGACGGUGGUGGUCCCCUGGUGUGCCAAGAUGACGGAUUUUACGAACUGGCUGGACUUGUGUCGUGGGGAUUCGGAUGCGGACGGGUGGAUGUGCCGGGUGUUUACGUGAAGGUGUCGUCCUUCAUCGGAUGGAUCAACCAAAUCAUUAGCGUCAACAACCUAUGAUCUACAAAAUAGAAACGAACACACCACAUCUCCUGAACUACUGUGUAAAUUAAACUAAAACAAUAGUUUAAAUAGAUCCUAGGUAUUUAAUUUAUUUAAGAUAAUUUAUUGAUUCGUAUAAGGAAAAACACUACAUUUUAGUACACUCCUAGAUUUCAACACUACUUCAUCCUAGAAAGGGUUUACUUAUUUAUCUCACUAAACCAGGUAUCUCAUAUCUGCCUACAUCGACUACACUGACACUUUCAAAUUUGGUUCAAAUUUGCAAAGAUUUCUUUACCUAAGAGUAUCAUAAUUUUAUCGUCGCCUGUCGUGGAAUGAUUGGAUGUCAGUCUAAAUUUAAUUGCUGCGUUAAGUAGCCACGACUGUAAAUUGAAUAUUCAAUUUGAGGUUCAUCUAGUUCAAUAAAUGUUUGUAAGAUCA
Messenger RNA from Aedes albopictus (Asian tiger mosquito), 3879 nucleotides. It is a transcript of the gene mas, whose product is annotated as protein masquerade. NCBI's taxonomy places the organism in Eukaryota, Metazoa, Arthropoda, Insecta, Diptera, Culicidae. The transcript has 7 exons. The record is from RefSeq and is a predicted model, not a curated record. Gene Ontology annotation, molecular function: serine-type endopeptidase activity. Bases 892 to 3456 code for a protein of 854 amino acids. Gene Ontology annotation, biological process: proteolysis.